Messenger RNA from Scophthalmus maximus (turbot), 2507 nucleotides. RefSeq lists its product as uncharacterized. Gene Ontology annotation, molecular function: hydrolase activity, hydrolyzing N-glycosyl compounds. The record is from RefSeq and is a predicted model, not a curated record. NCBI's taxonomy places the organism in Eukaryota, Metazoa, Chordata, Actinopteri, Pleuronectiformes, Scophthalmidae. The coding region runs from base 71 to 1195 and encodes 374 amino acids. The transcript is spliced from 7 exons.
GAACAGUUGGGCUGAAAUCACGUCGGAGUGAGACCUCUCCGCGCUCCUCUCAGAUCUUCGUCCGUCUUGCAUGGCGGUGAUCCUCAGGCGAGUUGCGGCAGGAACACGGAAUAUUGCAAUCAGCGGAUCUGUGGGAAGGUUGCUUGCAGCUGACCACACUUCAGUUCUUAAAGGAAGAGCACCGACCCACAGACACUACACUUCGACUGUUUCACACUCCGUGACCACAGGCUCCACGAUGAGUAAAAAGCUGCUGGUAGACGUAGACUGUGGUGUGGACGAUGCUCAGGCCAUCAUGUUGGCGCUGGCCGCCCCCAACGUGGAGCUCCUGGGCAUCACCUGUGUGCAUGGAAACACCACAGUGGAGAAUGUGUGUAAGAACACACUGCGCGUUCUGCAAGCCUGUAAUAAACUCGAGAUCCCGGUGUUUAAAGGUGCUGCGGCGUCGAUCCUAGGAAACAACCUCAGUGCGGGACACUUCCACGGGCAUGACGGGCUCGGAGACGCCCCGGACCCCGACGCUCCUGGUCUGGACCAGGUUCAGAAGGAGAGCGCUUUGUCCGCUAUGGUCAGGAUCAUCAAUGAGAACCCAGGAGAGGUAUCUCUGGUUGCCACGGCACCGCUCACCAACCUGGCUCUGGCUGUGAGGAUUGAUCCGUCGCUACCGAGUAAACUCCGAGGGCUCUACAUCAUGGGAGGCAACACGGAAUCUCGAGGAAACGUCACAGCGUGCGCCGAGUUCAAUUUUGCUGCUGAUCCAGAAGCAGCUUACGUUGUGCUGAAUGAGUACCAGUGUCCCAUAUACUUGGCUUGCUGGGAGUUUACCUGCUACAGCAAGCUGUCCUGGGAGUUUUGCGACGCCUGGUUGGCACAGGACACCGAUAAAGCUCGCUUCAUGGCGCGGAUCUUCCGUUACAGCAUGGAGGCAUCGAAGACCGAGAGGUUUGAAAAAGAGUCGGUCGCCGGCAGCGGUUUCAUUUCGUGCGACUCAUACGCCAUGGCAGCCGCUGUGGAUGAUGCGUUCAUAAUGGAAAGCGACCAGUAUCCAGUUAGCGUGGAGCUGACGGGCACACACACCAGAGGCAUGAUGGUAGUGGACACCGUGGGCUUCACGAAGAAGUCAUGCACGGCCUUCAUCAUGAAGAAGGUGGAUAUGGAGAAGUUCAAGCAGAUGAUGAUGGCCGCUUUGAAGUGACCGCUCCGAGUGGGCAGGAGCGACCGUACCUAGAAUUAGACUAAUGUAAAACUGUAUAACUGACUGCAUAUUGUAACUUAGCACAAUCUUAAGUUGUAAAAGACCAGACUAUUUUUGAUGUUUUUACAUUUAUGUAUACUUAAUUUGUAUGAUGACGCCGUGAUAAUUUUUUUUUAAUACAAUGCAUAUCUUAUAAUUUGGCCAGGUCUUUUUUUAUUAUAUAAUAGUGACACAUUAACAUUUUGAUAUAAAGUCUUUUUUUUAUUGAUUUUUACUGUUUUUAAUAUCUUAAACACGCAUUCAUUCGUCAAAAAAUAAUAAAAUACAUUAACAGAAGGAAAAUCUAAAUGCUUGACGCCCCUGUCAGUGACAGUCUGUUUUUUUUCUUCUCCCAGCGCUGCAUUUUACUGAUGAGUUGGUAUCCUGUUGAGUGACAGUGUGCGUUGGUCUUUUAUGUUUGGUUGUCAUUUGAUGCCUGCUCGCUUGAAGUACUUCCUUCCGAUGAGGUUUUUAAGCCGCACAUGCACCGAGCCCCGAACAGCACCCCAAGUAUUUACAGCUGAACCUCCAGUAUUCGCUCAACCACUUGGCAACAUCAGCGUUACAUUGGUUUCUCAAUAUCCUUUCCUUCCUCUGAAUCUUGACCUUGUGUCCAGCUGUAAAAAGACAGAGACAGGUCAGUCUUCCCUUAAAAAACUAAUACUGUAUCAUCUUUCUACUAGACUAAAUAUGAUUUAAUUGAAAGAGACAUGGAAGAACUACACAGUCAUUGGUUUUGAAAACAUAACAUCUGCUUUACUUAUGAAAAACAUCUUGUAUUAGUAUAUCACAACUAUCCUAAUUUCCCCAUCUAUCUUUGGGGUCUAAUGGGCCAGUCUUAAAGGGACUAUCUCUGUGGUAACAAGACACUGGCAAUUUAGACGCCAACUAGAGUCUUGUUGCACUAAUCCUUUCGCAACAGCAGCACAAUUACCCCCUGACUUACCAUUGACCUCUUGCACUCAAAGAAGGACGUCUGCAGGGCCUUGCAGUGGCCCUCCUUCAAACACUCACUGGGCAGCUUCCCCUCCUGACAAAUUAAGAAGACAGUUGCAAAUGUUUGAUCUGAAAUCUCUGUGUUUUAAUAACGCUGACUAGACCAUAAACUGUAUAUAAAUAUGGACGACUCCUUAAAAGGGAAGCCAAGUCAUCCUCAUCGCCCCCUGGUGGCUGGCUGAAGUAGAGGUCAAAAACCUCACCACCUCCAUGUUUGCAGAUGGGACAUAGACCUAUUUUUAAAAAGUCCACAUUAAAUAAAAAUUUGUCUAAGAUG